AAUGAGUGAUCAAUCUUAAUACUUGAAUAAAAGUGUUAAAGUGAUUUGCUCAGACAACAGAAUUAUUUAUGGAGUACUAUCAUGUAUCUCAUCACCUUUUUCUAUCAUACUCUAACACUCUGUUUGUACUCAUCCUUCUCCAUUAGAUUUGGAUAUUGAAUUUCAUUAUACUCCAUAAUUUCCAGCUAAAUAUUUUACAAAUGAUUUAUCUAUUAAAGAAGCUUAUACUAAUUUCAAUAAACAUACAGAAGAACAUAAUAAAUUAGAAUUAUAAUAAAAAGUUGAUGAAGCCAAAUAAUUUAAUGAUCUUUUCAUGAAAGAUAAAUAUUAUCUCGGCAGUGUUGUUAUACCUGGAGAACAUAUACAAAAUGUUAUAUUAAUCUAAUGA
Paramecium sonneborni is the source of this 388-nucleotide messenger RNA. The record is from the annotation of a GenBank genome assembly. NCBI's taxonomy places the organism in Eukaryota, Ciliophora, Oligohymenophorea, Peniculida, Parameciidae.